This is a messenger RNA of Drechmeria coniospora, 1629 nucleotides long. Its product is annotated as transcription factor Zn, C2H2. Bases 1 to 1629 code for a protein of 542 amino acids. The transcript has 7 exons. The record is from RefSeq and is a predicted model, not a curated record. Lineage: Eukaryota; Fungi; Ascomycota; Sordariomycetes; Hypocreales; Ophiocordycipitaceae.
AUGGCCCCAGCUUCGCUUCCAAGCACAUGUCUCUCGCCCUGUCUACAGAUGUUGUUUGAAAUGGUUCUCGAGAAAUUGUUGGAAGAGAAACUCGUCUCGAACCUCCUUCACCCAAAAUCAUCCCCCUCAAGUUGCCGGCGACUGCCAGAUCACCACCCACUCACGCCAUCAUCACCUCUUCUCCCCAUCGACUUGCUCGCGGAAUAUUCCAACUCUUCCCCCCCCUGCCAUCCUCUACCUCGUACGCAUAACCUCCCGUGUUUGUCCGUCGGCACGCACGCAGAACGGCACCGCCAUAGAACCACACCGCGGACGCCUGGUGACCAAACCCAAACCCUCGCCGUCGUCAUCUCAUCUCUCCCUCAUCACGUACGACCGUCGUUGGCUAUCGUGGCCCUCACGCAUUGGACGGCAAACGACGACAACAUCUUCUCAGCUUCGAUCCAAAUCAAAUCUGAUACAGUUGUCUCCGCCACCAACGGAUCCUUGCUUGCUGCCAGCCGUCAGCAGAGCUCGCUUACCUAUCCACCCCCCGUUCCGUCUCCUCCCAGGUCCGGCCGUCCUUGGCCUGCCCGUCCUGCCUCCAGAGCCAGCGCCAGCGAUCGAUCUGCCGAUAGGCCGUUGGGGAACCAGCCAGUCGACGGGCGCGUUGAUCUGGACCCGGCCUUUUCGAGAGAGGAGUUGCCGAGAGCUCAUCCCAUCACCGAGUCGACCCUUUCGGCGACCAGACCGACGGCAAACAUGAGUGCCGUCGCUUUGCAGUUCGACCCUACCUUUAGCGUGGGUCCCAGGUCGGCCUUUUCCUGGUCCCUCCAUCUUGAUUCCAGCUCGACCACCAGCAGCGUUCUCGGCACCGACAUCAACUCCAUCAUGAGCGGAUCCGAGCCCAGCAUGACGCCGCCGAGCGAAACCAAGUCUCUGUCGUCGAGCCCGUCCCGCGCCACGCUGACGCCCGAGCUGCAAGAGAUGAAAUGGCACAGCGACCGGGCUCGGCGCGACUCGAAACUGUCGGCACGAUAUCACCACGCCAGCAGCGGCUCCUACACAACAUCCCCGCCCAUGGCCAUGGGUGAGGUGACAAACGGCUUGGGCCUCGGAGUCUACACGACCGGGCCGGCCUCGAUGCCCUCGUUGGUCACCACGGAUUUGCACGCCCAGUCCUACCUGCCGUCCUACAGCCCGACCCUCCACUCGCAGUCCCAGGGUAGCCAGAUGUUUGCCUCUCCCUACCAACAGCCGAUGCCGCACAGCUACGGCGUUUCGAUGGACUACUCGCCCACCUUUGCGGGGUCCCACGGCGACUACAGCACUCGACCGCAUUCGCUGCCCAUUAGCCCGGACACGGGCAUGAUGUACCAGCUGCCCACCGUCGCUCCUCCGACGAACCCGGCGGCGCACGAGCGCAGCCAUGUUCGGGUUGUGCACACCAGACCGAAGCCUCGAUGCUGGGAGCAUGGGUGCAACGGGCGGCAAUUCUCCACCUUUAGCAACCUGCUGCGACACCAGCGCGAGAAGUCGGGGCAGGCGACCAAGGCAUCCUGCCCCAACUGCGGUGCCGAGUUCACGAGGACGACGGCCCGUAACGGCCAUUUGCUGCACGACAAGUGCAAGCAGCGAAAGAAGACGUGA